AUGGCCGCUAUCCACAGAGCCUGUAUACUCAGCCAGCCCCUCCCCCACAAACACACACAGCGCUUACAAAAACGGCUCACCGAUAUCUCGAUCCAAGCCACCCUAAUCCUUGUUCUACCGCCUGGGUUGUCCUUCAUAUUCCUAACCCUCCACACUCGCACUCACUCCGACGGUGUCCUAACCCUCAAGGCUUGCAGCAGUGUCCGGAAGAUUGCCCAAUCCAAGAAAAAUCCAGAAAAGCAAAAGCGAAGACAAACGACCUCAUCGUGUUCCCUUCUUCCAUUACUCUCGGUCUCGCUGCUCGGAAUUUGUCCGCCCCGAUUUACUGCAUUUUACAUAAACCCAUCAGCUUGCGAUUCGCUACCUACCCCAGGUUUUGUAUACUUUGGGCUCAUCCGCAGAUUCGACUUUUGGUUCCCGGUUCAUCCUCUGGUCUCGAGCUCCAUUGUCGUUCUGCGCUGCCGCCAUCCCCGACUCGAGCGGAUCAGCCUCUCCUCCCCACACCCACAGCAUCCUUCCACCGCCCACGCGGGCUCGCCCGCCUGCCAGCCUGCACCAAAUCCCUCAGCUAUCAUCCUUCCGACAAUCUCACAGUCAUCGACUCUUACCCGGCACAAAUAA
This is a messenger RNA of Puccinia triticina, 621 nucleotides long. RefSeq lists its product as uncharacterized. The transcript has 2 exons. Bases 1 to 621 code for a protein of 206 amino acids. NCBI's taxonomy places the organism in Eukaryota, Fungi, Basidiomycota, Pucciniomycetes, Pucciniales, Pucciniaceae. The record is from RefSeq and is a predicted model, not a curated record.